ACCAAGACGGCCGAGAUGUGGAGCUCCGACUCCGACUCCGACCCCGACCUCGGCGCCGCCGCCGCCUCGUCGUCCUCCUCCUCGUCCGCCACCUCCGCCUCCCCGCCGCCGUCCCCGCCCCCGGCCUCCCUCCCGCGCCGCCCGCGCAACCGCGCCAGCCGCCGCCGCUCCCGCCGCGCCGCCGCCGCGGCGGCCCCCGAGGCCGAGGACGUGUGGCGCGGGGCGCAGUGGGAGGCGGCGUGGCCGGGGCGCCGCGACGCGAGGCCCGUCCUCCUCGCCGCGGACGCCACCGGCGCCCCGGGGUCCUCGGACGACGGCGGCGUCGGCCGGUCCAGGAGCCUCACGGAUGACGACCUCGAGGAGCUCAAGGGCUGCGCCGACCUGGGAUUCGGCUUCAGCUACGACGAGAUCCCCGAGCUCCGCGGCACGCUCCCCGCGCUCGAGCUCUGCUACUCCAUGAGCCAGCGCCUCCUCGACGACGCCCACCACCACCACAACCACCAGGCCGCCGACCCCGCGCCGCCCGUCACCAACUGGAAGAUCUCCAGCCCCGGCGACAGCCCCGACGAGGUGAAGGCGCGCCUCAAGUACUGGGCGCAGGCGGUGGCCUGCACCGUCCGCCUCUGCAGCUGAACGCCCGGCGACGCCGUGCGCACCGGCGACCACAGCGCCGCCGGAAUAAACGAUCGCCGACAACCGAGUGACCGACCGACCGAUCGACCGAGAGGCUAGCGUCCCGCUGGACGAUGACCGGAUCAGAUCACGGACACAUCGCCGCUCCUCCUGUGCUGUCAAGCAACGACGAUGGAAGCGCGGCGCCCCUGCUGCUGCUGCUGCGACGGCGGGCGUUGGCGGCUGCCAUGAUUGCAGCCGGGUAGUUUGGUGUUCGAAGCAGACGUCGUGGGAGGUUGGUUGCCGACUUGCUGUGUGCUCUGAUCCAACGGAGCGACCUGCUGUCCGGUGCCACAAGCCCACAACCCAGCGCCCAGCCAAUCUCCAGAAAUAAACAAUUAAUUUGUACGCAGUAGCGAUCCAAAUAAUGUUCAGAAUAACAGAUGAUUAAUCUAGUGCACAUUGUUUAGCGGAUCAAGAGUGAAUAAAUAACUGAUGGAUCCCAAUGUUGUUGCUGCUGUUCUUAAUCAUUGGUAGGCACAGCUGUUUGCUUGAUUUAGUGUUCUUAAUCAUGAGUUUCA
Molecule: messenger RNA, 1193 nt
Organism: Panicum virgatum (switchgrass)
Lineage: Eukaryota; Viridiplantae; Streptophyta; Magnoliopsida; Poales; Poaceae
Exons: 2
Coding region: 16-633 (205 amino acids)
Source: RefSeq, a predicted model, not a curated record